AUAUAGCAUAUCUAAAGAAAACCGGAAAUUGGUUCAUAAACCGAACCGGUUAUUAGAUAGUCAAGGUGGUCUAGUCAAUAAGAUUACAAAACUUAAAUACUUUUGGCUUAAUGCAAAUUAUUAAGAAGCAUUCAAGAUUACAUUCCCAUUAAAUCCAAGCAGAGUCAAAGACCAAAAAGGAAACAAAUCCGCCAUUCAAUGUUUUCUCAGAAACAAAUCCAAAGCUGUUUGACCAGAUAUACACCAAAUAUUUAAUCAUCUAAAGUAAACCGGAAACUGGUUCGUUAAACCGAACCGGUUAUCAGAUAGCUAUAUAACAACAGUCUCUUCUGUCUCUCGCUCUUUUUCGAACUAACUAACGAUCAUCAAAUCAAAGUCUCUUCCUUUUCACUUGAUACCUCUCUCAGACAUGGAUCUACCUGAACUUCCAGGCUUUAAGUUUGGGGCUGGGGACAUGUUCGGUCCCCCCGGACUCUACCUUGACUCCUCCUCCUCCGAACCCGACUUCGGAUUCGCCUUCAACGACCGCAACUUCUCCGACCGGUUGCUCCGGAUCGAGAUCAUGGCCCCUGGCUCGAACCCCGGCGCUGAAGGGUUUGGGAGUAUCUCCGAUUGGGCUCGUCGUCGCAAGAGGAGAAGAGAGGAGUCUGUUAACGUUUCAGACGUUCUGGCGGGUGCUGAGGAGCAGGUUUUGACUAAUGAGAAGCCUGAUAUGGAUGAAGGCGAGGCUAUGAUUCAAGAGGCUUUUGCAGGUGAUGAUGAGGACGAUGUGACUAAUGCGCCGAACUGGGGGUUUGAGUCGUUUGACUAUUCUGGGGUUGAAAGGGUUAGAGAGCUUCAUAUUAGUUCUCCUAUCUUAGCUGCCAAAAGCCCUUUCUUUUACAAGCUGUUCUCCAAUGGAAUGCUGGAAUCUGGACAAAGGCAUGCCACUCUUCUGAUUAAUGCAUCAGAGGAAGCUGCGUUUAUGGAGCUUUUAAACUUUAUCUAUACCAACACGGUGUCUGUCACCACAGCACCUGCAUUGUUAGAUCUGCUCAUGGCUGCUGAUAAGUUCGAGGUCGCCUCUUGCAUGAGGUACUGCAGCAGACUUCUCCGCGACCAGCCUAUGACUACCGAGUCCGCGCUGCUUUACCUCGACCUUCCCUCCACUGUUAUAGUGGCUGCAUCCGUCCAGCCAUUAACCGAUUCUGCUAAGAAGUUCCUUGCUGCCCGUCACAAGGACAUCACCAAGUUUCCAGAGGAGUUUAUGUCUCUGACAUUGGCGGGAAUUGAGGCGGUUUUGUCAAGCGACGAUCUCGAAGUUGCAUCAGAGGAUGCAGUUUACGAUCUUGUCUUGAAAUGGGCAAGAGCGCGGUACUCUUCGCUGGAGGUGCGGAGAGAGAUUCUUGGGUCACGUCUCGCGCGUUCCAUCCGCUUCCCGUUCAUGACAUGCCGUAAGCUGAGGAAGGUGCUGACAUGCAGUGACUUUGACCACGAGCUAGCGUCAAAGCUUGCUCUGGAAGCGCUUUUCUUCAAGACGGAAGCACCGCACAAGCAGCGUAGCCUAGCCGCUGAAGAGUCAGCCUCAGAGCACCGCCGCCUCGUAGAGAGGGCUUACAAGUACAGACCGGUCAAAGUACUUGAGUUCGAGCAUCCUAUGCCGCACUGCGUGGUCUACCUCGACCUGAAGAGAGAAGAAUGCAUUGGAUUGUUCCCUUCCGGGAGAAUCUUUUCUCAGGCCUUUCACUUAGGCGGUCAAGGGUUCUUCCUCUCGGCGCAUUGCAACUUGGACCAGCAGAGUUCGGAUCACUGUUUCGGGCUGUUCCUAGGGAUGCAGGAGAAAGGGUCGAUGGGUUUCGGAGUGGACUAUGAGUUCUCGGCGAGGUCAAGCCCAUCUGAGGAGUUCAAAAGCAAGUACAAAGGGAACUACACCUUCACAGGAGGGAAAGCAAUUGGGUACAGGAACUUGUUUGGGAUUCCAUGGACGUCUUUUGUUGAAGAGGAGGAUAAUGUUAACUUCAUCAAUGGCAUCCUCCAUCUCAAAGCUGAGCUUACCGUCAGAAGGUCUACAGAUCCUUAGUGACCUUUUUCUCUUUCUUCCUUCAUUUCAGACUCUUUUACUACAUCUCUUCUCUCUAACCAAACUUUAUUUUAUUUUCUUUUAGACUUUGAAGUUUAUAUAACUUUAUAAAACUUUUCUAAAUCAGCGACAUUUAAGAAUGAUGUAAAUGCGUUUGGAUUUGAUUUAUCUUUCUGUUUAUGCUUUUA
Molecule: messenger RNA, 2247 nt
Organism: Brassica napus (rape)
Lineage: Eukaryota; Viridiplantae; Streptophyta; Magnoliopsida; Brassicales; Brassicaceae
Product: BTB/POZ domain-containing protein POB1
Exons: 6
Coding region: 410-2059 (549 amino acids)
Biological process (GO): response to red light
Cellular component (GO): nucleus
Molecular function (GO): protein binding
Source: RefSeq, a predicted model, not a curated record